UUUUUUUGUUUUGUUUUAUCUAUCAACUCAUGUCAACUAGUCAUCUCGGGCAAGAUCAUGAACACCAUGACACAGAGCCCCUAAUAAGUCCUUCUGAGCAACAGACAACAUUGUCAGCACAACAAGAAGCGCGACAGGAAAAACGAAGAAAAGAAACAAUCGAGUUUUAUGUCGAGCAAUUAACUCUUUUGUUUUAUCCUUUGAUUAUCACAUUUGCCCUUACUUGCUGGAUAGAAACCACGCUAGCUAUUGAUAAUUCAAUUGUCAGCAACCCAUGGAUUGUCUAUAAUGAAGUGGAUUCAGAUAGUGUAGGAACUAAGUUAGGUGGUAGCCUUCUUAAUGCGAUUGUAGUGGUUUGUGGUGUUACUUUUAUGACAUUUAUGUUUGUGCUUUGUUUCAAGUAUCAAUUAUACAAGUUGUUGUUCUUUUGGUUAGGAUUAUCUGUCUUUUCUGUUUUGGGUGUUACAGCAUCAACUUUGUGGAUUGAAAUGAUGAGUGUAUAUCAACUACCGUUAGAUUUCAUUACUUUGGUAGCAUGUGCCUGGAAUUUUUCAAUUGUAGGUGUCGUUGCCAUCUUUUGGAAUAGUCCCCUUUGGUUACAACAAGCCUAUCUUAUUAUAGUCAGCGCAGUAACUUCAAUUAGUAUGCUACGAAUGCCUCCAUGGACGACUUGGACAGUCUUGAUUGCUAUUGCAAUUUAUGACUUGUUUGCUGUAUUGUGUCCUGCUGGACCUCUAAAUCUAUUGAUCUCAAUAGCUCAAGAAAGAGAUGAGGAGAUUCCUGCGUUAAUUUAUUCUGCUGGUAUGGCCAGCUUUGACACACCAGAAAGCGAGGCUGUUAUGGGAUAUCGAACACAAGAAUCCAAUCGUGCACCUUCUGCUUCUUUUUGGUCUUGGCUGCCAUUCUCUCGUAAAAAUGAAGGCUACCGCACUAUAGAUAAUGAACAAGAUGUUGACUCGGUCAACGAACUUGAUGAUAUGUCUAAUCAUCAACAAAUGUUUAGAAUAACAAGUCAAUCAGAGAGCGAGGAAGAAGAAGAAGAAGAAAUGAAUGCUAUUAAGCUCGGGCUAGGUGAUUUUAUAUUCUACAGUGUUCUUGUGGGGAAAGCAUCAAGAACUGACAUAGUGACUUUAUGCUUAUGCAUCAUCGCUAUUCUUAUUGGUCUUGCAUUAACAAUUUUAAUAUUAACACUAAAAAGGCAAGCACUGCCUGCUUUACCUUUUUCCAUAUUCUUUGGAACCGUUACUUAUGCUAUUGGAUACUUUAUGACAGGUCCAAUGAUCCGUCAACUUACAUUAGAUAUUGUCUUGUUAUAAAUACCCUUCCUCGUACUGUACUAAAACACAUUUAUUUUACA
Molecule: messenger RNA, 1357 nt
Organism: Gilbertella persicaria
Lineage: Eukaryota; Fungi; Mucoromycota; Mucoromycetes; Mucorales; Choanephoraceae
Product: Presenilin-domain-containing protein
Exons: 8
Coding region: 30-1316 (428 amino acids)
Biological process (GO): protein processing
Cellular component (GO): nucleus; membrane
Molecular function (GO): aspartic endopeptidase activity, intramembrane cleaving
Source: RefSeq, a predicted model, not a curated record